Messenger RNA from Protobothrops mucrosquamatus (brown spotted pit viper), 2220 nucleotides. It is a transcript of the gene PLA2G15, whose product is annotated as phospholipase A2 group XV. The record is from RefSeq and is a predicted model, not a curated record. Gene Ontology annotation, biological process: phosphatidylcholine metabolic process; ceramide metabolic process. The coding region runs from base 1 to 1260 and encodes 419 amino acids. The transcript has 6 exons. Lineage: Eukaryota; Metazoa; Chordata; Lepidosauria; Squamata; Viperidae. Gene Ontology annotation, cellular component: lysosome.
AUGGGGCGGCUGCUCUCCGCCUCGCGGCUCCUCCCGGCCACCCCGCUGGCCCUCCUGGCGCUGCUCCUGCUUUGCUCCCAGCCGCCUGCCGCGGCUCCGGGACCCCCCCGGGGCAGGACGCGCGCCCCGGGGCCCCCCGUCGUGCUGGUGCCAGGAGAUUUGGGAAACCAGCUACAAGCCAAGUUGGACAAACCAUCCGUGGUGCACUAUCUCUGCUCUAAGAAGACAGACAGUUAUUUUACAUUGUGGCUGAAUUUAGAAUUGUUGCUUCCAGUUAUCAUUGACUGCUGGAUAGAUAAUAUCAGGCUAGUGUACAAUCGAACUAGUGGCUCUACUGCUCCCCCAGAUGGGGUCAAUAUCAAAGUCCCUGGAUUUGGGAAGACCUUUGCCUUGGAGUUCCUUGAUCCUAGUAAAAGAAGUGUUGGCACGUACUUCUACACGCUGGUGCAAAAACUAGUAGACUUGGGCUAUGUGCGAGAUGAAAGUAUUACAGGCGCUCCUUACGAUUGGCGGAAGGCACCAAACGAGAAUGGAGACUAUUUUGAGGCUCUCCGGAAGCUGAUCGAGAUCAUGUAUGAAGAGUAUGGCGAACCGGUGGUCUUAAUUGCCCACAGCAUGGGGAACAUGUAUUCUCUCUACUUCCUCAGCCAUCAGCCCCAGGAAUGGAAAGACAAAUACAUCAGGGAUUUUGUGUCCUUGGGGGCUCCCUGGGGAGGAGUAGCUAAAGCUUUCCGGGUGCUGGCAUCAGGUGACAACAAUCGGAUUCCCGUGAUCAGCUCCUUUAAGAUCAGGGACCAACAAAGGUCGGCUGUCUCCACCAGCUGGUUGCUUCCUUACAAUUACACUUGGUCUCCAGGGAAGAUCUUUGUCAGCACACCGUCCGCAAACUAUACGAUUCGGGAUUUCCAGAAGUUCUACGUGGACAUUGGGUUUGAGGAUGGCUGGCUCAUGAGGAAAGCUACCGAAGGUUUGAUUUACAGCAUGACACCCCCAGGCGUACGCACACACUGUCUUUACGGCACCGGAGUCAAUACUCCGGACUCCUUUUUUUAUGACAGCUUCCCAGAUAAGGAGCCGAAAAUCUUUUAUGGGAACGGAGACGGAACAGUAAACGUAGAAAGUGCCUUACAAUGCCAGAAGUGGAUAGGUCAGCAAGAACAAAAGGUGAUCCUUUACGAGCUUCCAGGAAAUGAACAUAUUGAGAUGCUCUACAAUAACUUAACCAUAUCCUAUGUUAAAAAAGUUCUUUUCGGCUCAUGACACAGUAGAAGUUCCACCUUUUUCCUCCAAGGCAUUUAAAUGCUUUUUUUUUUCCCAACGGGAACGCACAAAAGGAUGUUUUGGACCUCUGUUUUUAAAGCUUCUUCUUCUUCUUUUGGGCUUAUUUAAUCUUGUUGGAAAUUGGCACUGUUUUUGGUCGGCUAAUGGUUACUUGUUUCCUAGAGUAACAUUCGUAACAGGCCUGACAAAAUGCACUAGUGCCAUGUCUCGGUGCCCAUCUGUGUGAAGGCGACGUCCUGUUCUCUGGGAUGUAGGCAGUAUUCCUCUUUCUAUGUUUAUUGAGCUAGAAGGUCAAGGAGAGGACCUUAAGAAGUUCUCACCAAGAGGUCACCAAUGCUGGGUUGUUGUUGCCAAUAUGAACCUGGGAAUUGUGAAGCCCCUGCAAAGGGUAUUGACCUAAACAGGCAUGGGUUGAACCUUAGAUUGGCCUCAACAGCCCAGAAGUGAAUUGUUCUUGAAGACAAUGCAGAAGCUGGAAAUCCUUAACAAGAUUUUUUUAAAGUAAGAUGAGCCUAUUAAUUUGGUUCCUACUUGACAAGAUGAAGGCUAAAGGAUGAUGAUAAAGUUUGCUAUCAACGAUUUUCACAUUAUAUUUUAAGCUGGUGAUCCAGAUCAUGUAACAGUAGCUGCGACAUUAGUACUUGACGUCUUCAAUAUGGUCAAAGGCCAGUGUUAAGAUAGGAACUAUUUUAGCCAGAUGCCUUUCACUGGAGACCUUGGAGUGAUUCUCUAACAACCUGUUGGUUUUUGAAGUGAGAUACUAAUCCCACUAUUUUUUGCUGUUGCACAUAUUGCCAUUGGGGUGUUGUUAAGUCAGUUUCAAUAGUAUCUCUCCCCAAAUCCAGAUGUAUCCUCAAUACAGUAUGGACAUCUACUUUUUUCUGGCGUUUCUCCUGGUGGUGUCAAUUUUUUACCCUAGUCCUUUGAUCAUAUCUUCUU